GGUAAAAGACCUUUUUCGGAGCAUUUUUCUAGUUUGGAUGUUGUAGAUCCGCGAAGAGAAUAUGUUGAGUAAAGGGAAACGGAGCAACGUUCACCAGUUUCAUGGGGCAAUGGGAGCCAACGAGUGCCAUUAUUGUUUUGGAGAAAAGAACCAUAAUGAAAGCGAAAAGGUCUUUUACCGGAGCAUUUUUCUAGUUUGGAUGUUGUAGAUCCGCGAAGAGAAUAUGUUGAGUAAAGGGAAACGGAGCAACGUUCACCAGUUUCAUGGGGCAAUGGGAGCCAACGAGUGCCAUUAUUGUUUUGGAGAAAAGAACCAUAAUGAAAGCGAAAAUACGAAAACAUCAAAAUCCCUUUCUUGUGAUCAAGGCAAGCACCAGAUCCCUUUCUUCUUUGAGAUUCAUUAAGAAUCAAACUAGUUUUUCCUAUAUAAUUAUGUUUCAUCAGAGAAAUCAAAGGACUCACAAGAUUAUCAUUGGGAGAUUUUGGAUAAAACACCAAAUCAAAAGGAAUGGAUCUGACCCUGUAUAAUGCUGCGAUGAGAGGCAAUAUCGGAGAUGCCAAUUUUCUACUUGCUGAUCAUUUGAAAAGGGAUGAAGAAAACGGCUACCAAGUCACUCCAAAGGGAAACACGGUCCUCCAUGUCUCAGCCCUCUAUGGCCGCUCCCAUUUCGUGAGAGAAGUCCUUAAGAUUACUCCGCCAAUGUUAUGCUGUCAAAACAAGAAAAAUGAAACCGCUCUUGGAGUAAUACAUGUGCUACUCGCACAUAUAGAAGAUCAUAAUACUAAGGAGAAACGCAUGAGGAUGACAGAUGCUAGUGGAGAUACAGCCCUGCACAAGGCCGUGCGGAGCCAACGUCUAGAUGUGGUUAAGCUCUUGGUGAAAGAAGAUCCUGAAUUUGAAUUUCCGCCUAACCAUGCGCAGGAGACGCCACUCUAUUUGGCGGCUGAAUCUGGUUUCCAUGAUGCUUUGAUUAAUAUCUUGGGGUACUGCAAGAAAUGAACUUAUGCUGCAGGUCCAUCUAAUAGAACACCGAAGCAUGCAGCAGUAAUUCAGGAACAUAAAGAUUGCAUUAGAUCACUCUGGCGUUGGAAUAAGCCUUUAUGCGAGGAACCUGACUUAUGGGGUUGGAAUUCACUGCACUAUGCUGUUAAAUUAGGAUUGGCGGACGUAGUAUCUGAUAUGCUGGCGUGGAAAAAAUCCUUAGUGUACCUUCCGGCAGGCAGUGAAAAUGCCUGGACAACAGCAAUUCACAUUGCAGCUAGUGAAGGUGAUGUAAACAUGAUCAUUGAGCUGUUAAAUCACUGCCCUGAUGGUCGGGAUAUUCUUAACAGCAACAAUCAAAAUGCUCUUCAUGUUGCCGUCCUGAACAAUCAAGACAAGGUUAGACUCGAUAAGUGCGACAGACUUGCUGAUGAGCCAGAUAGCGACGGCAACACUCCUCUCCAUUUGCUUGCUGCCUCUGGUAACCAUGUGCUUGAAUUAAUAAACCAUCCUAGAGCAAAGAAGAUGUCAUUUAACAAACAAAACCAGACUCCACUUGAUAUAGCAUUGUCAUGCACAGUGUCAACAGAGAAGGAGAAAUUGGUGGAGGAUUUGUGUAGCAUUGGCCGAUUUGGAAAACGUGACUUUGAGGUAAAGCGGAAGUACGAGUACGUGCCCAAUCCAAAUGCUGAAACGGGAAAAGGAGUCAAAGUGCAACUGAGGGAAGAUGAUCAAGAUAAAGCUAAAAAGGCAGAUCAAACAGUAAUUGAAAGUAUUAUGAAAUCAGCUCAAAUCCAUGUUGUUGUGGCCACUUUGAUAAAGAUAGUCACUUUUGCCGUUGGUAUCACAUAAAACAUCAUUUCGUGCAUUUGUUGUUUCCGAUGCCCUUGCCUUCACAUGCUUAGCUGUUGCCAUAUUCAUCUACUUCCUCAAGGCAGAUUCAAGCAGAUUUCAUCAAAAUAAGAAAGCUGUAGAGAAGUUUUAUGAUCUCGCCGGUAUUUUUCAGUGCCUGUCAAUGUUAGCAGUUGUAAUUGCAUUUGCAACGGGUAUGUUUGCUACCUUAUCACAUUCCCUUGGUCUUGCCAUUACUGUUUGUUUCAUAGGUUGCCUCUCUAUUUUAUUGUACUUCUUGGUUUUUAUCUAUAUUUGUAGAUAUUUGUGAUGAGAGUAAGAUGAAGAAUAGAGAGACAUGAAUACUAGUUUCUACUUAUUGCUUGCAAAUGUAUAAUUAUCUAUAUUUCAGUUUUUACCCAAUACCUU
Molecule: messenger RNA, 2241 nt
Organism: Capsicum annuum
Lineage: Eukaryota; Viridiplantae; Streptophyta; Magnoliopsida; Solanales; Solanaceae
Product: protein ACCELERATED CELL DEATH 6
Molecular function (GO): protein binding
Source: RefSeq, a predicted model, not a curated record